AUGGGUGACAAACUCAUCUCAUGCGGUGGUCUAUCUCUCGGAAUGGCAGCUAAACUUUUCAACAACUAUCUUUCUGGUAUCAUUGCGAUUGCCUGCUCGGAGGCCAUGACCAUGGGAAUGGAGUCCGGACUAGACCCACGAGUCCUGGCCCAUGCGCCGUCCUCGAGCGGUUAUCAGAAGGGCUUCAAGGCCCAGCUCAUAAAGAAGGAUAUUUCGUUGGCUUUGGACAUGGCCCGUCGCGUGGGAUCGACUAAUGUGCCGGGGAGUGUGGGCUUGCAGGAAUACAAAGAAGCUAGUGAGGAUGAACGACGUAAGGACUUGGACUCACGAAUCGUGUUCCGGUACUUGGGUGGUAAUGAGAACUGGAACACUAAGUAA
Molecule: messenger RNA, 378 nt
Organism: Penicillium hordei
Lineage: Eukaryota; Fungi; Ascomycota; Eurotiomycetes; Eurotiales; Aspergillaceae
Exons: 2
Coding region: 1-378 (125 amino acids)
Biological process (GO): L-valine catabolic process
Cellular component (GO): mitochondrion
Molecular function (GO): 3-hydroxyisobutyrate dehydrogenase activity
Source: RefSeq, a predicted model, not a curated record